This is a messenger RNA of Ananas comosus (pineapple), 753 nucleotides long. Its product is annotated as histone H1-like. The coding region runs from base 83 to 553 and encodes 156 amino acids. The record is from RefSeq and is a predicted model, not a curated record. Gene Ontology annotation, molecular function: structural constituent of chromatin; double-stranded DNA binding; nucleosomal DNA binding. The transcript has 2 exons. Gene Ontology annotation, biological process: negative regulation of DNA recombination; nucleosome assembly; chromosome condensation. Gene Ontology annotation, cellular component: nucleus; nucleosome. NCBI's taxonomy places the organism in Eukaryota, Viridiplantae, Streptophyta, Magnoliopsida, Poales, Bromeliaceae.
UACCGCCCCACUCCUCGAACUCCAUUUGCAUAUAUCGCAUCACCCCUACGCCUCGUUUCCUCGUUUGCGUUUCUCCACCGCGAUGCCCACCGCAGCAGCGAAGCAGAAGCAGAAGCCCACCGCGGCUUCUCACCCCCCGUACUUCCAGAUGAUCAAAGAAGCGAUCCUAGCGCUCCGCGACAGGACCGGAUCGAGCCCGCAAGCGAUCGCGAAGCACGUUGAGGAGAAGCACGAGGGGCAACUCCCCGCGAACUUCAGGAAGAUCCUCUCCAUCCAGUUGAGGAGCUUCGCCGCGAAGGGGAAGCUCGUGAAGGUGAAGGCCUCGUUCAAGCUAUCGGAAGAAGCGAAAAUGGAGAAAAGCGCUUCGGAGAAGCAGAAGCCGAAGGAAGCUUCUGCGGUGCGAAAGACGAAGAGUUUGGGGGCUGUGAAGUCGCCGAAGAAGGCGGUGAUUAAGACGAAGAGGAAGGCGGUGUCGCCGGCGAAGCCGAAGCAGCCGAAGUCGAUCAAGUCCCCUGCGGCGAAGAAGGUGAAGAAGAAGAAGGGUAACGCGUGAGUUUACGGGGUAGUUUGGUAGUUCGGAAUCUAGGGUUUGUAGGGAUUACAUAUGGGGUUAAGGGUUGUUUGUUUCGUUUUGUAUGUAAAUAUUUGUGCUGCAAAGGUGAUUAGCAAAUAUAUCUAUAUAUAUAUUUAUACAUAAAAAGCCUUCAAUGUUCGUGAGAAUUUCAUUGUGAUUCUUUUGGGACGGGUUUAUGU